AUGGCGUCUUCAUGUAAACAAAAGAAUUUGAGUCACAAGUGUUGCGCGGCUGCUCUUUGCAAUAAUCGUUCAGAUAACCGACCAGAUUUAAUUUUUCAUAAUUUCCCUCUGGACGAAAACCUUAAGAAAAUCUGGGAUCAAAAAAUGAAGCGUGGCGACAAAAAAUUUGCCUCGAACAGCUCACUCUUCUGCUGUUCUGAGCAUUUUGGUGACAAGGACUACAGGAAAAGCCUUACCGGCAAAAGACGUGAUCUUGUAAAGAGUGCUGUUCCUUCCGUUUUCCCAUGGUCAGUUGGCAAUGACGAAGCCUCUGAAAGGUCCGAAAAAGCCAAAAGUCGGGAAUGCCAAAGGAUUAAACUUUCUGCGAUCCCAUCCAAGAGUAUGGAAAAUAAACAUCACCCAUACGAUGCACCUGACAUCUCUGCAAAGGACACUCAAGACGAAGAUUCAGGUGAAAAACCAUUCGAUGAAGAGAGAGAGUUGGUUGCCGAGAAUUAUGAACUUAAACAAAAGCUGUUUCUUUCAAAAUUUGGUUUGGAGAGGUUUGGAUCGAAUGAUGAUGACAUAUUUUUCUACACAGGAUUUCAGAGUUACCGAGCUUUGAUGGCAUUUUGGAACUUUAUUAAACCUUUUUCUGAGUCACUGAUGUCGUGGAACACAGCACGCGAAAAAGUGAAAGAAAGCUCCGCAAACAAUGCCAAUCCAUUUCCUUUUUUGCAAGGACAGGAGAAACAAAGAAAUAGAAAGAGAGAAAUAGAGCCCAUCGAUCAGCUGUGGUUGUUUCUAACAAGGGUGCGUCUUGGCUUAUUCGAGCGUGACUUGGCACACAGAUUUAGUGUCUCUGUAAGUACAGUGUCUGAUGUCUUUAUUACUUGGGCAAACUACCUUUACAUAAUGUUGGGAAGUUUGCCUGUAUGGCCUUCAAGAGACAAAAUAAAACAACACUUGCCAGAUUCUUUUAAAGGAAGGUAUGAAAACGUACGUGGAAUUCUUGAUUGCACAGAGCUGAAAUGUGAGUUACCCAAGGAUUAUCAGAAGCACUCAGAAAUGUACUCAGACUAUAAAUCUCACGACACAUUUAAAGGGCUCAUCUGCAUUUCACCGAGUGGAUGGAUAACAUUUGUUAGUCAGUUGUAUCCAGGGAGAAUAAGUGAUAAGGAAAUUGUGGAGAAGAGUAACUUCUGUCAGUUAAUUGAAAUGGGGGACCAGUACCUUGCAGACAAGGGCUUUGAGAUCCAUGACCUAAUGGCCCUCAGAGGAGCAAGUUUAUAUAUUCCUCCAAAGAGAUUUUCUGCCAAUGACCAGUUCACACAAAGCCAGUGUUUUGAGACCAUGAGUAUAGCAAAUGUGCGUAUUCAUGUUGAAAGAGCAAUUAAGCGAAUCAAGGCUUGGCAUAUUUGUAGUCAAGUUCUGCCUCUUUCCAGCUUUGGGUCCAUAAAUCAGAUCUGGACUGUAUGUGCUUUGUUAGUAAAUUUUCAAUAUCCAAUUAUUUCAGUUUAA
Porites evermanni is the source of this 1500-nucleotide messenger RNA. Lineage: Eukaryota; Metazoa; Cnidaria; Anthozoa; Scleractinia; Poritidae. The record is from the annotation of a GenBank genome assembly.